Messenger RNA from Lactuca saligna, 819 nucleotides. NCBI's taxonomy places the organism in Eukaryota, Viridiplantae, Streptophyta, Magnoliopsida, Asterales, Asteraceae. The record is from the annotation of a GenBank genome assembly.
AUGACAAGGGAAUUCCAUUCUGAAGAAGACGUGACUCGAGCAGAACACGAAUUCAGUGAGCUAAUCAUAAGGGAAUCAGGUUUAGCCUUCUAUACCGCUAAUAAACUUGUAUUAAAUCAUAUUAUAAAAGUAUUUGAGGACCGGUUCAAUGAACAAAGUGAUGAAAGUGGUUCAGUGGUCCAGGGGGAUGACAAAGAAACUUCACAAGGAAUCCCCGAUCUUGAAGCAGCCUAUAUGUUUGAUGUUGUUUUGGAAGAUGAAAUCAUUGAGGAAUAUUGUAAUCCUCUAAAAACAUUACGGACGAUAAUUUUCUUAAAAAGUUAUACCCAGAAGGUACAGUGGAAGAAGCAAGAACCAAUUUUAGGCAUGAGAUUUGAGAAUCCAAAGAAGCUUAAGAGCAUGUUAUGUAAUUAUGCUGUUAAGAAUGGCUAUCAACUAUGGUUCAAAAAGAAUGAUAGAAAGAGGUUUCUAGUAUUAUGUUGUAAAGGUACCGUUAUUGAGCAUUAUGCUAAGCUCUGGUAUUAUGGAGUGGAAAUUAGAAGAUCCAACCUUGGUUCAAUAGUUAGCAUGUAUGUUCUUACAAUGCCAGAUGGAAGGUAUGUUACUAGUGAGUUGCUUUAUGAUGUGGGAAGUGAUGCUAGGGACCAAAUAUACCCAACUACCUGGACAGUGGUUCUUAUGGAAGCUGUCAAGGAAUUGUUACCACAAGCUGAGCAUAGGCAAUGUGAAAGACACAUUGUGGCCAACUUCAGUAAAAAGUUUCUAGGGGCACAGUUUGUUCACAAGUUUUGGUCUGCAUGUAAUGCAACAACAGAAUGA